CAAACUCAAAAUCUCUCAAUCCCCAAAUUUUCUCUUUCUAUCUCUCUCACACUCCAUUGAAACACAUCAUUCCUUUCUUGAUUAGGGUUCUUUGUUAUCACUAUCGCUACUGCAAUCUUUCAUUAUCACUAACUCUGAAUUCAAUUUCAUAAUCGAUUCAUUCUACCCAAUUUGUUUUCUCUUUGCGACACUCUUUCCUUCUCUUCAUCAUAACGCAACACGUUCGUGUAACUCGUUCACUCCACUCGCUCCGUAACUCGUUCUCCAUUUUUUCAUCAUGCCGAAGGCUAAACUUGAUAACAGGGCACCACAAUGGGCUAGUGUGAACUUAGGAAUUUUCAUUUGCAUGCAAUGUUCAGGGAUUCACCGGAGUCUUGGAGUGCAUAUAUCAAAGAUACGGAUAAUGUGAAGUCAAAUAAGCCCUGGGAAGCUAAACUGCCACCAUAUUUUGACAGAAAUGGAUGUGGAAUCCAGAAGUUUAUCCGUGCCAAAUAUGUGGAGAAACGAUUUACAAGGUGAACUACAAGCUACAAAGUCAGCUGAAAUAAAGUUGAACUUGAACUUCAAAAUUUCACCACCUACUGGGGCCAAGAAUGGUAUUCAACAAACUAGGAGAUUGUCUCUUGAGGAAAGCAUUCUUGUGAAUCACAUGGCACAAAUUCGGCCUCCAAUACCAAAAUUUAAUGAGGGUCCCUUAGAUUUAAAAAUGAAGAAUUCACCACCAAUAAAGAGGCCAUCAGCAUCACUUGAUUUUGAUAAACCCAUUGGAAAUAGCAACGGUACCGUCGAUCUUUUUAACUUGCUUUCCUUCGACGACGAUAAAAAGAAUAUAUCAACUACACCUUCUAGCUGGACAACAUUUGAUUGAGAAGGUGUGCAAAUUGUUUAUAGAUUUGUUGAGCUAGCUUUUUGGAUAGAUGUCACAAGAUUAUGGUUAAAUCAUCAAGCUGUGUUGGUCUG
Trifolium pratense (red clover) is the source of this 960-nucleotide messenger RNA. RefSeq lists its product as uncharacterized. Bases 458 to 868 code for a protein of 136 amino acids. The transcript is spliced from 6 exons. The record is from RefSeq and is a predicted model, not a curated record. NCBI's taxonomy places the organism in Eukaryota, Viridiplantae, Streptophyta, Magnoliopsida, Fabales, Fabaceae.